UCAGUAUGCGUCUCCCUUCUCCUUCUCCUUUUCCUAUCCAAUGGAUAUGUGAUUUACCUCCGGUUCCUAGUACUCAUAAUCUCCUUAAUGAUCCCUCUGUUGCCUUUGCUUUAUCUAAAUUGAGGGGAGCAAAAUUCAGCUUGCCACAUUUAAUUGUGGAGGGUUUGAUGUUUCCUUUCGGGAUAAGCAAUAUUGACACCCCCUUGGAUGGCUCUUUCGCUGAUGCCCUUCUCCCGGCUUUCAUGUACAAGAACCCUACUAUGACUAAGUCCUUUGUGAAUAAUCUCGGAGAAGAGUGGCUGCGAAUUCGACGAGCUAAUCCUAAUUCCUCUACCUUGGGCCUACUGUCUAAAGAAGAACAACAAGUAGAAACUGUUGCAGCCAUGGAAGAGGAAGAAGAACAGCCUUUCGUUGCUUUAAUCAAAAAGCCAAGGCUUACUGAGAAUGUACCCUUUGGUGAUCUUUUUGGUACUUUCGUGCAAGCUCCUCUUGUUCCGACGCCUUUUUCUCUUGAGAGAGGUAAGCAAAUCUUUAUUAUGUUGUGCUAAAAGGAUUUAGAAAAGCAAAUCUUUAUUAUGUUGAUCUUUCAUAUGCUUCUAACCCUCCUAUUAAGUGCUUGAUAUCAAAAGAAGAGGAAGGAUGACUAUGACAUAGAAGACUUGGACAUAUCAACAUGAGGAACAUAGACAAGGUAGCCUAGAUGGGGCUAGUAAAGGGACUACCAAUGAUCAAGUACAUCAAGGACAAGUUGUGUGAUGCAUGUCAAGAGGGUAAGUAAUCAAGGUCAUCA
Molecule: messenger RNA, 790 nt
Organism: Zingiber officinale
Lineage: Eukaryota; Viridiplantae; Streptophyta; Magnoliopsida; Zingiberales; Zingiberaceae
Exons: 2
Coding region: 6-548 (180 amino acids)
Source: RefSeq, a predicted model, not a curated record